Messenger RNA from Effrenium voratum, 836 nucleotides. The record is from the annotation of a GenBank genome assembly. Lineage: Eukaryota; Dinophyceae; Suessiales; Symbiodiniaceae.
AGCACGACUGCCCCCGGCCCGCUCGCGGGGAAAUCUUGCCCAGCAUGGGAGACGACGAGGAGCGGCAGCCGCCGGGCGUGUACACGCUCAUCACGGAGGAGGGGGAGAAGAAGACCUCCAUAGAUUUUACAGGCAAGGCUACGGCCAACUAUGCCAACGGCGACAUCUAUGAAGGUCAGUUCGAGAAGGGCGUGCGGCAGGGGGCGGGCGUGUACACGUACCUGAAGGGCGAUGUCUUCACAGGGACCUUCGAGAACAACUUGAAGACGGGCCUUGGAAGAAUCACGUACAAGAAGGGGGGCUACUACCACGGGCACUUCAAAGAGGGCAAGCGCCAUGGUGAGGGCACCCUCCAGUACGCCAACGGGGACAUCUACUCCGGUCUUUGGCACGAGGGGAAGAAGCACGGCGCCGGCACGUACGUCUUCAGCAAGACCAAAUACGAGUACAAAGGCGAGUGGAAGGAUGGCCAGAUCCUGGCCGGCACCUGGACCUUGACGGAUGGGACCCAGUACACCGGCGGCUUCCAAAAUCAGAAGCCUUGUGGCGACGCCAUCUGGAAGACGAAGCAAGGCACCCUGGUGGAGGGGUCCUACGUGCAGCAGGUGGUGCCGCUGGAUUCGGCGCCCCCGGCCAAGAACGGGGAGCCGCCGGCGGUGGUGACCAGAUGCUUCUGGCACACCGCGGCCCUGGUGGAGAGUUGAGAUCCCUGGAAGGCGCGCAGGCGCCGCGUCUCGCGUCACACGCGUCUCCGCGAGAGUUUUUCUCGUCGUUUCACCCGCGGGACUGGCAGACGUCCUCUUGCCCCGCGCAAGGCGGAUGGAAAGAGAAAGGUG